ACCAGUUCCAAUGAGAAUCAUCCACGUCUCAUUCUUUUUAGGCUGGAUCUUCUUCUUCCAUCACCGUCCGUCCACUACCCCAUAAUUCUUGCCUUAGAAGGUUUCACUAAUUACUUCGUCUUCGUUUUUCUAUUUUGAGAUUUGACAACUUCCCCUUUUAAUCAUGUUUUUAGUUCUGUUGGACAAUACCAAAUCAAUUGCACUGGUUUUGCUUUCUUUAUCCAAUCAUUUUUUCUUUUGUAGUUCAUUGGAUCCAUUUUUACAUCAUGUAGAGUAGCCAUUGUUACAAUACCAAACAAAGUUAGAAAUUGCUAAAUAUAAUUGUUAAUUGAUAUAAUAAUCGUAUAUAGUUAAAACUCAACUUGUUCCAUUUCUAAUCUUAAUUAUGUUUUUUUGGACCGACAUCAUUCUCUUAAUGUAAUGAAUAGCCAUUUAAAACAGAGUUGAAAUAUAAAUUCCAAAAAUUUCUGGCAGCAAAAGAGAGAGAAGAGAAGGAGCUAUUAUCUGCGCCAUCUGUUUCUCCAAUUAAUAAUCUCCUUAAAUCCGGAUUUGUUAUUAAUUCUAAUCUUUUCCAAUUGAUCCACUUUCCUCCUCUGAGUUUUUAAGACUAAUAGAGAGAUAUAUAGAGAGAGAUUGCUUCUGGUUUUGCCUUCCCCCUUUGUUUGACCUCUCUUUUCUUUCUUCCCCCCUUUGUGUUUCCCGCAUUUUCUCGGGAAAAUCUAAAGGAACAAAAACAUUAAAAGUUUGUGAUUUUCUGAUUAUUUCUUUAUUUAAUCGAGACCCAUUGUUUCUCGCCUGAUUUGGCGCAAACCCUUUUGGAUUCUGGUGAAAAAGGUUGGGAUCAGAGGAAGAAUGAUGACGAGUAUGGAAGGGAUGAUGGAGAUGGGUGUAUUGGAUGAUAUUAUAAGGAGAUUGUUGGAAGGUAAAGGAGGUAAACAGGUUCAGCUUUCGGAGGUCGAGAUCCGUCAACUUUGCGUUAACGCCAGACAAAUCUUCCUUUCUCAGCCUAAUCUUCUCGAGCUUCAUGCCCCCAUUCGCAUCUGCGGUGAUAUCCAUGGACAGUACCAAGAUCUUCUGAGGCUAUUCGAAUACGGAGGCUAUCCUCCUUCAGCGAACUAUCUCUUCCUCGGCGAUUACGUUGAUAGAGGCAAGCAAAGUCUUGAAACAAUAUGUUUACUCUUGGCUUACAAAAUCCGGUACCCAUCCAAGAUAUUUCUCUUGAGAGGAAACCAUGAAGAUGCUAAGAUCAACAGGAUUUACGGGUUCUAUGACGAAUGCAAACGGAGGUUUAAUGUACGGCUUUGGAAGAUAUUCACCGAUUGCUUCAACUGUUUGCCGGUAGCUGCUCUCAUUGACGAGAAGAUCCUAUGUAUGCAUGGUGGAUUGUCACCGGAAUUGGAAAACUUGGGGCAGAUUCGGGAGAUUCAAAGGCCUACAGAGAUUCCAGACAAUGGUCUUCUUUGUGAUUUACUUUGGUCUGAUCCUGAUCAGAAGAAUGAAGGGUGGACUGAUAGCGAUCGAGGUAUCUCCUGCACGUUUGGAGCCGAUGUAGUCGCUGACUUUUUGGAUAAGAAUGAUCUCGAUCUCAUUUGCAGAGGCCAUCAGGUAGUGGAAGAUGGGUAUGAGUUUUUCGCAAAACGGAGGUUAGUCACAAUAUUCUCAGCUCCAAACUAUGGAGGAGAGUUUGACAAUGCCGGUGCAUUAUUGAGCGUGGAUCAAUCUCUCGUUUGCUCCUUUGAGAUUCUGAAACCGGCUCCAGCUUCUAGCACUAAUCCUCUCAAGAAGGUACCGAAAAUGGGGAAGUCUUGAAACUUAAUACAGCUUAUUCCCUUGAGAGAUUUGGUUUCACAAGCUCAAGCUAGCGCUCUGUGCAUUUCUUCAGAUGUAGGCAAACUGCAAUGGAGAAGAGAACCUCAAAAGGCUACUUUACUUAGUCAUCAAAGAAGAAGCAUCAGUAGAAAAAACAAAAGAGAGAGAGAGAGAGAGAAAACAAAAGGUGUUGUCCAAAUAUUCUGUGUAUAGUUGCAGAAACAUCUCUUUUCUGCUUCUCUAGAUUUUCAUCUCCUUUUGGUCUGUUUUCUUUUAUUUGGUUAUUCUUUUAACACCUUAGUUUAACUUAGAGUGCCUCUCCUCUUUUGCUUUUUUCUUUCUUUCCUGUAUCAUCAAAUUACCACAUUUCUUAAUCUUUUCCAUAUUUGAAUUGACUUCCAUGGUUUGGCUCUUACUUUUGUGAAUCAUCUGCACAGUAAAAACAAUUUCCUUUUGAUUUAGCAGUACAUGUCUCUCUGUGUUUUUUCUCUUCCAGCAGUAAUACAUAUACUUUUUACAGAGCUUACUUUUACACAAUGGCACGACUUGUUCUCU
Messenger RNA from Arabidopsis thaliana (thale cress), 2364 nucleotides. It is a transcript of the gene TOPP9, whose product is annotated as Calcineurin-like metallo-phosphoesterase superfamily protein. The coding region runs from base 853 to 1809 and encodes 318 amino acids. The record is from RefSeq and is marked reviewed. Gene Ontology annotation, molecular function: protein serine/threonine phosphatase activity; hydrolase activity. Gene Ontology annotation, cellular component: nucleus; cytoplasm. The transcript is spliced from 4 exons. Lineage: Eukaryota; Viridiplantae; Streptophyta; Magnoliopsida; Brassicales; Brassicaceae.